AUGUUUUCAGAGCGUGGGUUUGCCAAAGGUUCUAUAUACAGUGCCAGCAAGCAUGCGGGAGUUGGCAUGAUAAAGAGCGCCGCGAUCGAGGCUGGUAAACGAAGAAUUCGCGUCAAUCUUGUGGCACCUGGUCCCAUUGAUACCCCCAUGCUUCGUACAAAUGAGAGUGGCGCUGAAGGUACUGCCCCUGCUGUACCGCUAGGACGGCUUGGCGAGGCAUCGGAAGUCGCAAACGUCGUCGCUUUUCUUUUAAGUAAUGAGGCUGAGUUUGUUAUCGGUGCAACCUGGCCUGUAGAUGGAGGAGCGAACUCUUAA
Messenger RNA from Penicillium waksmanii, 315 nucleotides. Its product is annotated as SDR family NAD(P)-dependent oxidoreductase. The coding region runs from base 1 to 315 and encodes 104 amino acids. The record is from RefSeq and is a predicted model, not a curated record. Lineage: Eukaryota; Fungi; Ascomycota; Eurotiomycetes; Eurotiales; Aspergillaceae. The transcript is spliced from 2 exons.